CCAUGGCUGCCCUAUCUAUGAACCUUCCUUCUUCGUCGUUCCUUCUAAACAUCCCUCUCCCUGUUCCGUGCUCAUGCUGCCAACUUAAUUCAGAGUCUCCAACAAAAUUAACAACCCGAGACGACGCGUCUAAGCAACUAGCUAUAUCCAUCCAUCUAUCGACCUCUCUCUCCCUCUAUAUAUAGGGAUCAAACCGGCCACUCCAUCAUCGAUCAUCUCGUCCUGCCACCAUUGUUGUGCAUCAUCUGUCGGAGCAACUACCCGUACACACGGUGAGAUUAAUACCUCACUUCUGCAGCUGAUCAUCCGUUGAUUGAUCGAUCAUGAGCUACCAGGCUCCCCCUCCCAGCACCACAGGCUACCCGGCGCAAGCAACUCAGCAGCAGGCGUACCCAGUCUACGUGGCGCCGCCGCCGGCCGGUUACCCGACCAGGGAGCAGGAGCAGUACCCCGCCGGCGCCGGCGCCGGCGCCAGCGAGACCAGGAGCCGCGGCCACGGCCACCACCACGGCGGCGGCUUCUGGAGAGGAUGCUGUGCUGCCCUCUGCUGCUGCUGCCUCCUUGACAUGUGCUUCUGAUGAGAAGACGAUGCUCUUCACCAUGGAUGCUCAUCCAUGGCGGUGCUGUGUACUUUUCUUGUGUAUAAUUAAUCGCUGGUUCAUAUGGAGUAAUUAUACUUGAUUUUUUUUAAACCUUUUUGUCAUAUAUUCGUGGUGUGUUUUGUCACCGUGUUGGGACAGUAGCUAGCUAGCUGUGUUGAUCGCCAUCUUUUUGUGUGAUGGUGUAUGCUACUUUUGAUCGUCUUGUUCAUUCUGUAUAUUUUGGGUUCAUUUGUGACAUUCAUUUUGGUGGAUUAUCUGUAC
Messenger RNA from Oryza brachyantha (malo sina), 863 nucleotides. RefSeq names its product cysteine-rich and transmembrane domain-containing protein WIH2-like. Bases 324 to 578 code for a protein of 84 amino acids. The record is from RefSeq and is a predicted model, not a curated record. Gene Ontology annotation, cellular component: plasma membrane. Lineage: Eukaryota; Viridiplantae; Streptophyta; Magnoliopsida; Poales; Poaceae. The transcript is spliced from 3 exons.